AUGGGGAUUUUCUCGGCCGAUACCGUCACGGAUUUCGUUCGACGCGGUGACAUCGCCGGCGUCCGGCGGCGCCUGGAGCUUGGCGACGACGUCAACGAGCGUAGAAGUUUCAAGUCCACACCGCUGAUUGAAGCUGCUAGGCGUGGCAACAUUGGCAUGAUGGAGCUGCUGCUAGAACACGGUGCAGAUAUGGACUUGAUGGAUUCUAGCCGCCUGACGGCCCUCCAUUCAGCAAUUAACGAGGAGAAGAGCGCCGCAGCGAUCGUUUUGGCACAGCGAGGCGCAUGUGCGAACAAAGUGGGCUUUCUGGGUCGAGCUCCGCUACAAUGUGCGAUCAAGAAAAACCUGCUUGAGGUCACGACGGAGCUGUUGGCAAAUGGUGCAAACCCCAUGGUGCGCAGC
Phytophthora sojae is the source of this 402-nucleotide messenger RNA. RefSeq lists its product as hypothetical. The annotation marks the transcript as partial. The record is from RefSeq and is a predicted model, not a curated record. The transcript has a single exon. Lineage: Eukaryota; Oomycota; Peronosporomycetes; Peronosporales; Peronosporaceae. Gene Ontology annotation, molecular function: protein binding.